Pecten maximus is the source of this 2037-nucleotide messenger RNA. RefSeq names its product dynactin subunit 3-like. The transcript is spliced from 8 exons. Gene Ontology annotation, cellular component: dynactin complex. Lineage: Eukaryota; Metazoa; Mollusca; Bivalvia; Pectinida; Pectinidae. Gene Ontology annotation, biological process: cytoskeleton-dependent cytokinesis. The record is from RefSeq and is a predicted model, not a curated record. Bases 37 to 609 code for a protein of 190 amino acids.
AAUAGGAAUUCUUCUCUAGUACAUCACGUAAGCAAUAUGGCUGACGACCAACUGGACCAGCUUGAGAAUCGCAUAACUUUACUUGAAAGUCUGGUAUUUGGGAGUUCCGAUAAAGAUGCCCUUUACCCGAAGGGUUGCAAGCAAAGAGAAGAGUGCAUAGAUAGCCUGCAAAAUGUCCAGGCAAAGACCAAUGGUGCAGUUCAGGGCAAAAAGCGGAUAACCCAGACCUACAGUAAAUUGAUGGACAUUCAGCAGUACCUUGACCCAUCUUAUACCGACGAGAUGACUGUGUCAGACUCUGCCAAGGCCGAUACACUUAUUGCAGAUGAGGAUUUUAUCCGCCAGCAGACUGUUCGACUGGAAACAAUGGAAACACUUAAGGAUUGUAUAAACAGUGAACAUUUGAAAGCAUUACCAAAGAAUACAAGUAAAUUUCAGGAACUUAGCCGGGCCCAGCUGAACCAGCAGGACAAGACAGCCGAGAUAACGGAUGAUGUGAGGAAUAUACUCUCCGCAUAUAACAAUAUUGUUUCUAUGGUAUCCAAGCAGUUCGUACAAUGGGAUGAAACUGUGACCAAAUUAGAAAUGGCAAAACUUUCCAGAAAGUGACUGGCCAUUGUUUCCAGGAAGUGACUGGCCAAUGUUUCCAGGAAGUGAUUUGUCAAUGUUCCCAGGAAGUGACUGACCUAGUCAUUGUUUCCAGGAAAUGACUGGCCAAUAGUUCAAGGAAGUGACUGACUUAGUCAUUAAUUCGCGAAAGUGGCUUGGACUAUUUAAUUUAAUUAUCUGAACUGUAUAGUCAGCAACUAGUGCAAUAUGAAGUGGGGGAGUGACCGGUGGUCAGCAAUUUUAAGUUGAAAGAUGGAUGGAUGUACAGCUAACUAGUGGUCAUUUUGAAUAAUGUUUUUUUUCUUCAAAUUUUAAGUCUCUUUAAUGCAACCCUGGAAUGUAGCUGUAUUCUAUUCUGUAACCUGACUUUCUUUACUUAAAUAGCCUUCAACAUAAUUUGAAUCAAUAAUCCAAUCCCUUAUAUUUUAGAAUUCAUUAGUGCUUGCUUGGAAGAUAUACAUACUGCUAAGUCGUGUUGUUUAGUUCCAGUAUAUUCAUCUGAAAUCAUGUUAUAACUAUGAGGAAGGUAAAUUCAAGAUGUGAGUAUUUAAGUCUUUGAUACAAGGAAGUCCUUAGGAGAUCUGAUUGUCACUUGAUUAUUUCCAGUUCCAUAUUGUCUGUAAAUUUUGGUGAUAACCCAAACUUAGUCCAAUUAAUUAUUUAGUCAUUCCAAUGAAAAGCCUGUGUUAUGUGGCUAAUUGAAAGAUUGGUGGUUUAUGAGGAUCUCUAUAACAUGAUCUGUAUUGUAUUAAUGUAAAGAGUAUAUGUUGAACUUAUAAUUCUGAGAGUGGUGUCCCACCACUUUCCUUCCAUUUAAACUUUAAUUCUUUCCUAAGUUACUUUCGUGUUUAACUCCUUUUUGGGUUCUUUAUGUUCAUAAAAGACUUAUCAUAGGUUUGUGGGUCCUUUUAGGGAGCUAGACAUCUUGAAAUUAUUCUAAUAGUAAGGAACAACAAUGAAAUAAAAAGUAUCAUGAUCUGUAGCCUAAUGGAUAGGAGCUCCAUUUUAUCAUCUGAAGACCAUGUGAUGGAAUCCCGGUUGUGAUGCUCUGUUGUUUGGGGACAAGGAAACAUUUAGUGAACAUAUAACUCUUUGCUUUGGUAAACAAGGAAGAAACUCUAGCCUCGAAAAUUAGAACUCUUCAAUGUACGAGGUUGUAUGGAAAGUGUAGGGAGACCUUAAUUGAUGGACCUGUGUCAGUAUACACAGCUAUUGGUGGUACAUCAACAGUAUUUUGUACAUUGUAAGAACUAUGGAGGUGUAUGACAUGUAUUGUUCAUUUCUACUAUAAAUUCAUGGCUCAUUUCUUUGAUGAUAUGUACUGCUUUUAUUGACAGACUUUGGUGUAUACAACAAUGGAAAGAAGGCAAUUUUCAUUUUGUUUUCACAAAAAUAAAUAUUAAUAAAAGUCGGUAUGAAGAAUGUAAA